AUGCAGCGCGUCCGCAAGCACGUGCACCAGUUCGCGAGCGGCCGAGCGUCGGGCUACGGCGCGGCCUACACGCUUCCCGUGUUCCUGACGGUGGCCGCCAUCUCGCUGUGGGUGAACGCGACGCACCUGCAGUGGCUCGGCCUCGCGCACGUCGUGGUGCUGCUCAAACUGUUGCUGCUGCUGGGCGUGCACGAGCUGCUGCGGCCCUUCUGCCUCUCGUUCGGCGACGUGUGCGCGCUGACGGCCCACGUGGGCUCGGCCGCCAACGCCGCCGUGCUGCAGUUCGUCACGCGCGGGCUGCGGCCCAAGUUCCCGGAGUGGACGCUCUGGUACGAGUGGUUCCAGGCCAUCGCGUUGGCCGCGGGUCAGCGCAACGGCGGCCACAUCCUCAAGAUGCCCAACGCGCUGGCGUUCCGGCGCAACUUCGAGCUCAUCGGGCGGCUGCUGGGGGCCGCGGCCUGCUGGCAGCACGGCGCGCAGCUCGAGAGCUUCCGGCACAACGGACUCGAGCACCUGUGGCUGCGCUCAAAGGGCGGCAGAACGGACUCGAAAGAGGAGGAAGGGGAGAAUCCACCACAACAGCGACGCCGAGUCAUGGUGCUGUACUACCACGGCGGGGGCUACGCGCUCUUCAGCCCGCGCUUCUUCGUCGAGUUCGCCUGUCGUCUACUGACUCAGGUCCAGAGCCAGCUCCGGGCCGAGGCAGUGGACGUGCAGGUGCUGCUGGCCAACUACCGGAAGCUGCCCGAGGUGCGCUUCCCCGCGCCUCUGGACGACGCCAUGGCCAUGUUCGACUACCUCGUCUCGGUGGAGAAGGUCUCGCCUGGCAACAUCGUGCUGGCGGGCGACAGCGCGGGCGGAGGCCUCGUGCUGGCCACGCUGCUGAGACUGCGGCGGGCCAGGCGGGAGAUGCCGCUGGCCGCGCUGUGCAACUGCCCGUACGCGGACCUGUCGGCCGACGUGGCCGUGUCGGAGCACUGCUUCAUCUCCAAGUCCAUGCUGGACGCCAUCCGGGACUUCUGCGUGCACGCGGCCCCCUCGUCGUCGUCGUCGUGGCGAGAGGGGGCCAUGCUGCAGACGGAUCUGCGCGGCCUGCCCCCGCUCUUCGUGCAGGCCGCGGAGUUCGACAUUCUGCAUCGCCAGUCGCUGGCGCUCGCCCGGAACGCCCGGUCCGACGGGGUGCAGGUGGAGCUGGACGUGCACGCGCGCAUGCCCCACGUGUUCACGCUCUUCCCGCACUUCAUGAUGCCGCAGUCAUCCGUGGGCGUCCAGAGGUUCGCCGCCUUCAUUGCGCGGCAGGUGCAGGCGACGACGCACCGAAUACCCGUACAACUUCCAGGAGCAGCUCCAGCCUUCUGA
Messenger RNA from Phytophthora sojae, 1359 nucleotides. RefSeq lists its product as hypothetical. The transcript has a single exon. Lineage: Eukaryota; Oomycota; Peronosporomycetes; Peronosporales; Peronosporaceae. The record is from RefSeq and is a predicted model, not a curated record. Gene Ontology annotation, molecular function: hydrolase activity. Bases 1 to 1359 code for a protein of 452 amino acids.